AUUAUUUCAAGAUGCUUUUUGAUAACAAUUUAAGAAAAACUCUUAUUAAUAAGGUUGUCGAUUAACUUCAUAACGCAUAAAUUGAGGCUGAAAAGGUAUAAAUAAUGAGAGAACUAUAUAGUUAGCAGAGUUUAAGAUCGAUUUAAAUUAAUUAAAUAAGAGAUUAAUAGAAUUUUCACAAGAAGUAAUUGAACUUUGGAGGAAAGGUUAUUCUCUAAGAGAUUAUGGUUUAUACAAGGAGAGAUUAUAAUAAUUAAUAGGGAUGCAUAAAAAUUCAAUAUUGAAAACAGCUGAUUUAUCAAGAUCAAGAAAUACGAUAAAGAAAUCAAGCAAACGUUCUAGUGAAAAUGAAUGUAGUAGUUAAACAAAAUUGAAAUAUCAUAAUGGACAAGAAUAAAAUUCAACUCCUUAAUAAAUAUAAAUAUUAAAAGAGGAUGAUUUUUCUGAUAUAUCAUUUGCAUCUUUGACAAGUAGCAAUUCAGAAACAAUCCAAGAGAUUAUUGAACAUUCAGAAAAAAAUGCUUAAGGAUUUUGUUAGGUUCAUAAUUGUAGAGAAUUAAAGAUCAUUCGUGAAAUAUUUAGAUAGAAAAUAGAUAUAAAUGAAUUAUAGUUAGCAUUGGAAGAGAUCACUUCAUUAAAGUCAUAAAUAAGAAUGAAAUUACAAAAGGAAAAUUAGAAAAUUUAAGAUAUGCAUGAACGACUUAUUGAGGGGUAAAAUAAAUUAAAAAGAAUGGAAGAAUAUGAAAAAGAAUAAUCAUAGAUGAUAAAUUUGAAAAAAAUUGCAUUAAAUUUGGAAUGA
Paramecium sonneborni is the source of this 799-nucleotide messenger RNA. NCBI's taxonomy places the organism in Eukaryota, Ciliophora, Oligohymenophorea, Peniculida, Parameciidae. The record is from the annotation of a GenBank genome assembly.